AUGACAACAUUUUAUGAGAGAGAAAUUAAGGAACUAAAAGAGAAGUAUGAAAAAGUGAGUCUAGAAAAUAAGAAAAACUGUUCUUGGGCUAUACUUUUAUCAAAUAGCAAUGAAAGAAUGGAGGAAGAGAAGAAGCUUUUAAAAGAACAAAUAGAUGAAUUCAUUAAAAAUACUUCUGAUUCACAGGAAAGAAAUUUAAAGCAGAUAAAAGAGAUUGAAGAAUUAACAGAGAAACUUCAUAAAACUGAGAUUGAACUAAAUACUGAAAGGAAUUUUCAAGAAAAGAAGAAUAAAGAGAUUGAGGAGCUAGCACAGAAAUUGCAUGAAGCUGAGAAGAGUUUGAUUGAUGAAAGGAAAGUUUUGGAAGAGAAGGAUAAGAUAAUAGAAGCUUAA
This is a messenger RNA of Cynara cardunculus var. scolymus (artichoke), 393 nucleotides long. RefSeq names its product beta-mannosyltransferase 2-like. Bases 1 to 393 code for a protein of 130 amino acids. The record is from RefSeq and is a predicted model, not a curated record. The transcript has a single exon. Lineage: Eukaryota; Viridiplantae; Streptophyta; Magnoliopsida; Asterales; Asteraceae.